Molecule: messenger RNA, 825 nt
Organism: Acaulospora morrowiae
Lineage: Eukaryota; Fungi; Glomeromycota; Glomeromycetes; Diversisporales; Acaulosporaceae
Source: the annotation of a GenBank genome assembly
AUGGAAGAGUUGUUGAAAAGUGAGGGUUGGUACCUGAGUGAAGAUGGUUUGGCCGACAUAAGAGAAAACCUUGAGGUUGAACAACCUAGUUUGGGCGAAAUCAUCAAAGAAGCUCUGAACACAGACCUUCGGAGCAUUAGUCGAGGAAUUUUACCGCGCGAUCUGACAAAUCAAAAAUCGAUAACUGGACCAUUGGUUCUGCAAUUAUUGUCUAUAAUAAAUUUAUCCACUCCUGCCCAAAAUCAACAAGUCACCCCUAGAUUAUUUCAAUUAACAUUCACUGACGGAGUAAAGAAGAUCAAAGGGAUAGAAAUAUUGGGUGAAGUUGAAGAUGCGAAUUUGAACACACCACCGGGCACCAAAUUCCUGGUCACCAGUGAGAUCACCCUCGAAAAUAACUUUUUACAUCUUGGCCCUGGGUUACUGAGGAAUUUGGGCGGAGAGGUGGAAGAAAUGAUAAAGGAAUGGAAAGUGGGGAGGCAAUUCAUCACCCGUAGUCGUGCAUCAGUCAAAAAGGAUGGUGAAGUGAAAGGUGGGGACGAUGGUCCACCGCCAUUCGUGCCUUUCAAGAUCAAGGAUCAUAAUCGUCAAACGGUGUCCUCCUCCAGCAACGCCCAGGUCGAGGGCGAGGAAAUCAAGGGAAUCGAGGAAACCGAGGCGGAAGGCAAAAUCAUGGUGAUAGAGGUGGAGCUCGACAAUUCAACGAAACGCCGACGUUCAAUGAAAAUCAACAUCGUGGACAAAAUAGAGGCAGGGGUAGAGCAAGUGGCAGAAACCCAAGGGGACAUCACAUGCCUCCGUCGACAAAUCGUGGACAUUAGGUGA